CGGGGGCCAGCUUCGGCGGCGCCAUCGUCCGCUGCGGUCCCCGGGCCCCCCACGGCCGGCGGCAGUUGCCGCUGUCGCCUCUCCCCUCGGCGCCGGUAAGGAACUCCCUGCGCUCCUGGGGCGCGGGGAGGCCGCAGCCGCCGGGCUGUGCCCGCGGCGGGCGGGGCCAGGCCCGGCCCCAGCCCGGCUGCGCCACCGGGGCCUGCCCGGGGUGGGAGAUGAGGAGGAGGAGGAGGGACUCCGCAGCGGCAACAACUGACGUGUCCCCUCCAUGGAGCUCGGCGUGAUUCAUCAGCGGCGGCGGGGCGGCAGCGGGGUGCCGCGCACCGUCCCCUCGUAGGCACGGCCGCAGCGGGGGCAGCCCCGGCACCGUUCUGCCGCCCGCACCGUCCUCUUCCUCCGCGCCGCCUGCUCCUCUGCCCCCGCGGCUACGCGAGGAUCCCGGAGGAGGCAAAAUGGAAGAAAUCUUGCGAAAGCUGCAGAAGGAGGCGUCGGGGAGCAAGCACAGGGCCAUCAAGGAGAGCUGCACCUGGGCCAUCGAAACCUUGGAUUCUCCUGAUGCUGCUGUCAAGAUACCUCCAUAUCAGCUAAGGGAGAAGUGUCUCCUUCCUCUCCAACUGGCUCUGGAAUCAAAGAGCAUGAAGCUGGCCCAACAGGCUCUAGCAGGGAUGCAGAAGCUGCUGUCUGAUGAGAGGUUUGUAUCCGUGGAAACAGACUCAGAUGAGAAACAGUUGCUUAAUCAGAUGCUGAAUGCUGUCAAAGUGACUCCUUCGCUCAACGAAGACCUGCAGGUUGAAGUGAUGAAGGUCUUGCUCUGUAUAACAUAUACCUCCACAUUUGAGCUGAAUGGGAGUUCAGUGUUGAAGAUUGCUGAGUUGUGUUUUGCAUGCCAUAGAGCUGGAAGUCCCCGAAUGCAUGAAAUGAUCAAAAUGUCCAUUGCACACCUCCUCGGGGCCCUGAGCUCUCCCAUUUUUACUGGUGCUUCUUCAUCAAUGGCUUUUCAAAAGGUUUGCAUUGAGACAUAUGUAUCUAGCUGUCACCAGCGGAGCAUUAACACCGCUGUGCGGGCAACCCUCAGCCAAAUGUUGAGUGACUUGACUUUACAGUUACGACAAAAGCAAGAAAAUAUGACAAUUGAAAACCAUGACGCCUUGCAGAAAUUCAAGACUCAAGGUACUUCAGCUGAGUCUCUUUGUGAUGAUGUUGUAUCUGUCCUCACUGUGCUCUGUGAGAAGCUCCAGGCUGUCAUAAAUGACAAUCGGCAACUUCAGCUUCUUUACUUGGAGUGCAUCCUCUCCAUGUUAAACAGCUCCUCUCCCAGCAUGCACCAACACAAAGGGUUCACUGAUCUCAUAUGGAAGCAACUAUGUCCAGCCCUAGUAGUAAUCCUGGGAAAUCCAAUCCAUGACAAAACUAUCACCUCUGCCCACAGCAGCAUUUGCCUUGAGGCUGAUUCACCUUCCUCAGGGAUCUCUGAUCAUGGCCGAGGUUCAGGUUGUUCCUCCACAGCACCUGCCCUCAGUGGGCCCGUUGCACGGACCAUAUAUUAUAUUGCAGCAGAACUGGUUCGACUGGUGGGGUCAGUGGAAUCCAUGAAGCCUGUGCUGCAGUCACUCUAUCACCGGAUAUUGCUUUACCCACCACCUCAGCACCGAGUAGAAGCCAUCAAAAUUAUGAAGGAGAUACUUGGCAGUCCUCGGCGUCUUUGUGAUUUGGCAGGGCCCUGCUCUUCUGAGUCAGAAUCCAGAAAGAGGUCUAUUUCUAAAAGGAAGUCCCAUCUGGAUCUUCUCAAGCUCAUCAUGGAUGGGAUGACAGAAGCAUGCAUCAAAGGUGGUAUUGAAGCAUGCUAUGCUUCAGUAUCUUGUGUCUUUGCCCUGCUUGGAGCAUUAGAUGAGCUGAGCCAAGGGAGGGGUCUUAGUGAAGAGCAGAUCCAGCUGCUGCUCCGUCGCUUAGAAGAAUUGAAGGAUGGGACCGAGACAAGCAGGGACUCCAUGGAGAUCAAUGAUGCCGACUUCAGGUGGCAGAGGCGCAUCCUGUCCUCAGAAAAUCCUGCCUGGGAAUCAGGAAAUGAAAAGAGUCCUGAUAUUAGCAUUAGCGUUACCACAGACACUGGUCAGACCACUUUGGAAGGGGAUAUGGGGCAGACAACUCCAGAGGAUAAUCCAGAAAGUCAAAAAAACUCACUGCCAUCUCCAGCUGGACACGAAAGCAAAGAGAUUCACUAUAGAGAACCAGAGUCAGAAACCAUCGACCAGCCAGAUGUUGUUCAGAGAAGCCACACCAUAGUCUAUCCAGAUAUAACUAACUUCUUAUCAGUUGAUUGCAAGACCCGGUCCUAUGGAUCCAGAUACAGUGAAAGUAACUUCAGUGUAGAUGAACAGGACCUUUCAAGGACUGAGUUUGAUUCAUGCGAUCAGUAUUCCAUGGCAGCAGAGAAAGACUCAGGCAGGUCAGAUGUCUCAGACAUAGGCUCUGACAAUUGCUCCUUGGCUGACGAGGAGCAGACACCACGGGAUUGUCCAGGUCACAGAUCCUUACGUACUGCUGCUCUCUCUCUGAAAUUGCUGAAAAACCAAGAAGCAGACCAGCACAGCGCACGGCUGUUUAUCCAGUCACUUGAAGCUCUUCUACCUCGGCUUAUAGCUCUUCCCAGCAUAGAGGAGGUGGAUGGAGCACUGCAGAGCUUCUCUUCAACCUUCUGCUCAGUUACUCACCUUAUCCACGCCCCCAAAGUGACGACAGUGGAAAGUCCGAGAAGGCAGCAGCACAGAGCUUUCAAACCCUCACGAGGUAUGAUGCACUCACCAGGAUUUGAGGGAAACCUAAAUUUCAGCUUCCAGACUCUGAUGAAUGCAGACAGUCUCUACAUGGUCUCACAUUACACUCUGCUGCUCAACCUAAAAUUGGCCAACUCAGAUUACUACAGGAAGAAGCCUGCCCAAGCCCCUGUGUUGCUGAAGGAGUUCAUGAAGCAGGUCCAGUCCAGUGGAGUGUUGAUGGUAUUUUCCCAGGCCUGGGUUGAAGAACUGUACCACCAGGUACUAGAAAGGAACAUGCUAGGGGAAGCUGGAUACUGGGGAAGCCCUGAAGAGCACAGCCUUCCACUUAUCACCAUGCUGACUGACAUCGAUGGUUUGGGAAGCAGUGCAAUUGGUGGCCAAUUAAUGGCAUCCGCUUCAGCUCAAUCUCCUCUUUCCCAAAACCGGAAGACAGAUGAUUCUGUCGUUGCAGGAGUUGCUUUUGCCCGAUACCUUUUAAUCGGCUGUUGGAAGAACUUGAUUGACACUUUGUCCACACCACUGACCGGCCGCAUGGCAGGCAGCUCCAAAGGGCUGGCCUUCAUCUUGGGAGCAGAAGGAGCCAAGGAGCAGAACCAAAAGGAGAAGGACUCCAUCUGCGUGAGCCUGGAUGGACUGAGGAGGGCAGCCCGGCUGAGCUGUGCUCUAGGAGUUGCUGCUAACUGUGCAUCUGCUCUUGCCCAAAUGGCUGCUGCCUCCUGUGUCCAAGAAGAGAAAGAGGAAAAAGAAAUUCAAGAGCCCAGUGAUACUAUAGCUCAAGUGAAACAGAAAGUGGAGCAGAAACUGGAGCAGAUGGGGAAAGUGCAGGGAGUCUGCCUGCACACUGCUCAUGUUUUGUGUAUGGAUGCAGUCCUUAACGUGGGCCUGGAGAUGGGAAGCCACAAUCAGGACUGUUGGCCUCAUGUGUUCAGGGUGUGUGAGUACAUCAGCACACUGGAGCACACCCACUUCAGUGACAGUGCUUCCCAGCCCUCCCUUACCAUCACCCAGUCACAGCAGGCACCUGGAGGGCUGCACCCAGACCCUGAGCCUGGGGAGUCUCCCCAGGUACUGACCCCCGAGCAGGAGACCACCCUCAGCAGCAAUCCCGUCAUUCAGCCGGUUUCCAUCCAGGAACUCAUCAAGGAGAGCAGUAAGGGCAGAGCUUUUGACUUCCGUGGAGGCAGCCUGCUGUGUGGGACCAGUGCUGCCAAGGCUGUUCUCACGCUUUCCACGCAAGCUGACAGGCUCUUUGAAGAUGCUGCUGACAAGUUAAACUUGAUGUCACUGGCAGGCUUCCUUUACCAGCUCAAGAAGGCUUCUCAGGCCCAGCUUUUCCAUUCAGUCACAGAUACAGUUGAUUACUCCCUAGCAAUGCCAGGUGAAGUAAAAUCUACCCAGGACAGGAGAAGUGCACUUCACCUGUUCCGACUUGGUGAUGCCAUGCUCAGAAUUGUAAGGAGUAAAUCUCGCCCAUUGCUCCACCUCAUGCGCUGCUGGAGCCUGGUGGCACCUCAUCUUGUAGAGGCGGCCUGUCAUAAGGAGAGACACGUGUCUCGGAAAGCUGUCUCCUUCAUCCAUGACAUCCUCACUGAAGUGCUGACAGACUGGAAUGAGCCUUCUCAUUUUCACUUUAAUGAGGCGCUUUUCCGCCCCUUUGAGCGUAUCAUGCAGCUAGAGCUCUGUGAUGAGGAUGUCCAAGACCAGGCAAUCACUUCUAUAGGAGAGUUGGUGGAAAUGUGUUCUACCCAGAUCCAGUCAGGAUGGAGACCCCUGUUCAGUGCCCUGGAAACAGUGCACAGCAGCAGCAAGUCAGAGGUUAAAGAGUACCUUGUAGGAGAAUACUCUAUGGGGAAACGCCAGGCUCCGGUGUUUGAUGUCUUUGAAGCAUUUCUAAACACAGACAGCAUCCAGGUCUUUGCCAAUGCCGCCACCAGUUAUAUUAUGUGCCUUAUGAAGUUUGUCAAAGGACUGGGGGAAGUAGAUUGUAAGGAGAUGGGUGACUGUGUGCCAGGAUCAGGAUCUGCAUCUACAGACUUGUGCCUUCCCGCGCUUGAUUACCUCAGGAGAUGUUCUCAGUUGUUAGCCAAAAUCUAUAAAAUGCCCUUGAAACCCAUCUUCCUCAGUGGCCGGCUGGUUAACUUGCCCCGAAGAGUGCAGGAACAGUCAGCCAGCAGUGAGGAUGGUAUUGAGUGCAUCCUUUCUGACUUUGAUGAUGACACUGGCCUUAUCAAUGUCUGGAUUAUUCUGCUGGAAGAAUUAACAACUGCCAUAUCCAACUGUCCCCGCCAGCACCAGCCUCCAACUUUGGACCUGCUCUUUGAAUUGCUGAGGGACGUUGCCAAGACACCUGGCCCGGGAUUUGGCAUUUAUGCAGUUGUACAUCUUCUUCUUCCCACGAUGUCUCUUUGGCUCCAUCGCAGCCAUGGCGAUCAUUCUUACUGGGAUGUGGCAUCUGCUAAUUUCAAGCAUGCCAUUGGCCUUUCCUGUGAACUCGUAGUGGAGCACAUUCAAAAUUUCAUACACUCAGAUAUUGGUUAUGAAAAUAUGAUCAAUACUAUGCUGAAAGAUCUUUUCAAGUUGCUGGUAGCCUGUGUAGCAGAACCAACAGAAAUUAUUUCCAGAGUUGGCUGCUCUUGUAUCAGGUAUGUGUUAGUGACAGCAGGGCCUGUUUUUACUGAAGAGAUGUGGAGGCUUGCAUGUUGUGCCUUGCAGGAUGCGUUCUCUGCCACUCUGGAGCCAGUAAAGAACCUGUUGGGCUAUUUCCACAGUGGUUCUGAAAGCUUUAGUGGAGAUGCCUGCGAAGUGAAGGUGGCAGCCCCCUCCCUCUCUCCAAGUGCUGAAGCUGAAUACUGGAGGAUCAGAGCCAUGGCACAACAGGUCUUCAUGCUGGAGACUCAGUGCUCCCCAAAGACCCCUAGCAACAAGGAAGGGUUUGAACACGCCCAGUCGUGCGUGCUCAUCAUUGACCUGCCACCAGAUAAGAAACCAAAUGGGCAUACCCAGAGAAGUAUUCCUUUCAGGACAAUAGUGGUGAGCUUGCUGUCCCACCAAGUACUGCUCCAGAAUUUAUAUGACAUCUUACUGGAAGAGUUUGUGAAAGGCCCUUCUAACUUGGAGGAGAAAAUGACAGUACAAGUACCAGAAAACAAGUUGGCUGGUUUUCUGAGGUACAUCUCCAUGCAAAACCUGGCUGUCAUCUUUGACUUGCUGCUGGACUCCUAUAGAACAGCCAGAGAGUUUGACACCAGACCUGGGUUGAAGUGUUUGCUGAAAAAAGUGUCAGGUAUUAGCGGAGCUGCCAACUUGUAUCGCCAGUCAGCAAUGAGCUUCAACAUCUACUUCCAUGCUUUGGUUUGUGCAAUCUUGACAAACCAGGAGAACAUCACUGCAGAGCAAGUGAAAAAGAUCCUCUUUGAAGAUGAUGAGAGAAGUACAGACUCCUCACAGCAGUGUUCUUCAGAAGAUGAAGACAUUUUUGAAGAAACUGCCCAGGUCAGUCCCCCACGAGGGAAGGAGAAGAGACAGUGGAGGGCUCGAAUACCAUCUCUGAGUGUACAGCCAGUCAGCAAUGCAGACUGGGGAUGGCUAAUCAAGCGGCUUCAUAAGCUCUGUAUGGAACUGUGCAACAACUAUAUCCAGAUGCAUCUGGACCUGGAGAAUAAUGUAGAGGAGCCUCCAGUGUUCAAAGGUGACUCUUUCUUCAUUUUACCAUCCUUUCACUCAGAAACCUCCACCCCGUCGACUGGAGGGCAAUCUGGGAAGGACACACCAUCAGAAGAUGACCGGAGUCAAAUCAGGGACCAACUGGGAGACAGCCUGACACCCCGAGGAGGGAGUGGAGAAAUGUUGCUGCUACCCCCACCCCUAAGUCCUAAACCAGAGAAAAAAGAGCAAACCAGGAAAAAAGAAUGGUGGGAGAGUGCUGGCAACAAGAUCUACACCAUAGCCACUGACAAAACUAUCUCCAAGCUUAUGACGGAGUACAAGAAGAGGAAGCAGCAACAGGCCAUGACCUCUUUCACCAAAGAGGUCAAAGUGGAAAAGAAAGGGGAGCUCCUUGGUUCAAGAGGGCCAGACUCACCUAUACUCCAGCGGCCUCAACAUCUUAUAGAUCAAGGUCAAAUGAGGCAUUCAUUCAGUGCUGGUCCAGAGAUCCUGAGACAAGAGAAGAGACCACGCUCAGGAUCCACAGUCAGCUCCCUGAAUAUAUCUGUUAGGGAUGCUGAGGCCCAGAUACAGGCAUGGACCAACAUGGUGCUGACAGUUCUCAACCAGAUUCAGGCCCUGCCAGACCAAACUUUCACAGCCCUGCAGCCAGCGGUGUUCCCCUGUAUCAGCCAGCUGACUUGCCACGUGACAGAUAUCCGUGUCCGCCAGGCAGUACGGGAAUGGCUGGGAAGAGUGGGCCGAGUUUACGAUAUCAUCAUUUAAACCUAGCUGUGCUCUGUUGCAAAGGGGAGAAGACAUCCAAGGUAUACAGCAAAGAAGUAUCUGGGGUUCAUUAAUUGCUUAUUUGUUGGUGAUAAAUUAAGAAACAAUGAACUUGUCGAUGUAUGUCCUCUGUCCACUUGAGACUGCAUGUCCCUCCCUCACACUAGCAAAGGAGGCAAAGCAAGUGUGUCCAGGGGGGAUCUGGAAUGGCCUCAGAAUCUAGAAACUGCCAGUAAAUCAGGCUGGUACCUAAAGGGGUUAUACAUUUCAGUAGCCUUCAUUUUAAUUCAAAUUUGCAACAAUGAACCUGCAGCUGAACUUCCACACUUGGCAAUUAGCUGUGAACACAAACUCUCAUCUGGAUGUCAAACUGGGCCAGUAAGCCCAUGUAAAUUGAAAAAAAUAAAUAAAAGUCAGGAAAAAGGUGGGGCUAUAGGAGAAGUAAAAAGGUGACACUUGCUUAGGGUAACUUUUUUCCCUUCUGAAAUUAGCAUGAGAGAGGAAGGCCAAAUAAAGAUUAUUACAGUAACUAUAUGCCUCACUCACUAGAGAAAGUGGAAAUUUAUUUUGCUCUGGGAAGAGCCUUUGAAGUCUGGUCACAUUUGGGUAGCUAAUAAGUGACUAUUAAAGUAUCCCAGGUCUAAAACUGGUGAAUGAAGCACAGACUAUUCAUCCUUUCAUUGCUCUUGUGGAGUACUGCUUGAAGAGAAAUGGCACUGUCAAGCUGCCCUCUCUACAACACUACCCUGGCUGCCUCUUCAGCUAUGCCUACAGCUCAUCAUUUUCCCAUGCAUCUAAUUCCCCCCAAGGGCAACAGGGAAGUUUGUUUUGCUGCUUCCAGUGAAGCUGAGGGGAAGACCCACCACAGAGCAAACACCAGCAUGUGCCAAUAUCCAGCAUUCAACUAAACAGUAGCGAUAAAGUGUUUCAGUUUAAGCAACACUGCAGCUAAGUUAGUUUAUGCUUCUACUGGAAACUUACACAUUUGCUUAUAUAGAGCUGCUGUAGCCAGGAACACCCUUAUCACCUAUGUUAAACUCAGCCUAGCACUCCACAUUGAGCUAAAUCAAGAUGGAAAAUAGUCUGAAAAGAAGAUAUCUUUCCUGCUUCUCUCCCUUUUCUUGUCUGCUGCUGUAAAUAAACAGAAGGGGACAGAUCCUCCUGGAGGUACACCCCCUCUAUGCAGUGCUCAUAGGGACUACUACAAUUUGCUGAUAUUAUUAAGGGGGAGGAGAAGGGGUAAGGAUUGUCAAAUACAUGUGUGAUGCUGUGCACACUAGACACAGCAAAGGGUUACCACAGCCCCUGGGACAUUCCAUCUUAUAUUCCCAUACUACAUAAUUUGUUGACUAGAAGUUGAAAUAAUUUGUUGAAAAAUAAGUUGAUUUUAAUCUUGGGUCACCCCUUAGUGAUGUUCUCGCAAGGCUUUUAAAAUGCGUACACUAACUAAAUAUACAGCUUCAGUCCCUGCUCCAAAGCAUCCUCAAAACGGCAUCUCUUUAUAUCAGGCCUGGGUUUUGCACAACUAACUGCUUUUAGCAUCUUAAACCUAGAAAAACAGAGUGAGCCAGGAGACUCCACUGAACAGCCAUUGCCCAAGCUGAUGGCUUUACAAAGAGUCUGCCACUAUCCUCCUGCCUUUUCCCUCCAUUGCCCACUUGCUUCCCAUUUGUCACCUGCUAGACUUGUGCAGGGAAUGUUUGUCCUGUAACUUUCUGUAAUAUCAAUCACACUGUUUCCCUUUCUUUCAAAACUUUCCUUUGCUAAAUUAUUUCAAGGACAUAAAAAUUCCUUAAAAACAACCUUCUUACCAUCUACAUUGACUUUAUAAAUGAGUAAUUUAACAAUUUUAUCAAUUGUCAAUCCCCCCCCCCCCAGUUUUUGUACUUCCUUAGGGACAGAUGAGAUUAGCCCUUGGUAUAUGGGAGAGUAGCGGCAUGGUUUGAUUUCUGUUGCCGUGUCUUUCUUACACAUCUUUAAGCAGAGUAAAAGGGUGGUUAUGUUUUUGUUAAAGUUUGUUAAACACCCACCUCUGCUGUUUUUCACUAUACAUGCAUUGAACAGAUACAGAUCCUUGCUAUACUAAUCUAAAACUGAAGCAAAUCCCUAAAUUAUGUUGAAGUAAAAUUGAUAGCAGUACCAAUGGAAUCACCCAGGACUCCAGAAGAGGGCCUAGUAUCUAGGAAACAGUGUGGUUAUGCAUUGUGGUUGCAAUACAAAAAUCCCUCUGUAAAACAUGAAGAACAGCUCUAGAAGUGACAGUACCACCACGCCCCCAAGUUCAUGAUCAAAGCAUAGCCUAGUGUUAUUCGAUUAGCCGCCAUCUUGACCCAAAAAUAUAAUUUCAUUUCAACUUUUUACACUACAGCUACCAUACUGGAAACAAGUAGGAGUAAAUUUGCUCUUUUGCUGUUGCCCUACCUUGAACUUUGCCCUCCAAAUUAUGCACUAAGUGCCCAUUGUCACCCUCAGUGCCUCUGCUCAUUAACAGCCCUCCAUAAGAGGUCAUGAGUAACUUUUUGAGUAAUUCCAGAAAUGUAAUUUAAAAGGAUUGGAAUGGGAGUGAAGGAAUCAUGAAGGCAGCAGGCUUUACAUAAGCAAAGUUUAGCAUGUGCUGCUAUUCUUUUCCUUAUAUGUAAAAUGGUAAGCAGGUGAGGAGAGCAGCCUAUCGCCACUUCAGGAACCAUUAAUCUGAGAUGCAGAAGCUUUCUGAUGCAUCUCCAAAGUAGAACUAAAUAAAAAAAAUGAAGUUGGUUCAUCAGAUUCUCAGCUACUUUUUUUUUGCUAGUUUAGCCACAGACAUCAGCAAGCCCCAAAGAAGUACAGCCCAAAACGUGUGAAGUCACCAUUUCAUAGACCUAUGCAGGCUGUUUCAUGCAUACUUUGGGCUUAAGGCUGUCAGCCUGCUACUUUCAGGCCUGACAGAGCUUUUAGCCCAAACGAGGAAUCUGCCAGAACAUCCCAGGAGAAGGUUACUGGCACCAGUCUGUCCAGAGCUUCAGAAGGGGACGCCCCAACUCUGAACACCCCAAUCACAUCCAGUUGUACCGUACUACAGCAGCUUUUCUGCUUUCCACUUGUGAGUGGGGAAGCACCUUGGUCAGUAGUACAACAUAGCCCUUGUAUCCACACGUGUAAGUCUUUCUCACGUAACCCAUUCAGAUGUUUACGUAAAGCCCUGUAACAUAAGACAUCAGCUAACAGCAGCAUAUUACUAGCUUUACUGGUGAAUCAGAACAUUUGACCCUUGAAAAACCAGUCUGUAUUAUAGCCUGAGCUUGCUCUUUCUCUUUGCUCCGGUUAAUGACCACAUCCUUCUCUUUUCUCACAGUUACUUUUUUUUGGUCACAUAAAUUUCUAUAGAAGUUGGGUUUGAUUUUUAUGGAACUGACCACUUAUUUUUAAAAAUGACUGGCCAGUCAUUUUUAUUUAACUGAACUGCCUAAAAAGAAAAAAGAAAAAAAAAAGCCAUUUGGCAUCCUUCUCAGGUACCAGAGCUGCACCUCUGCUGCCUUUGCUUAGUCCCCACCACCCUCCUCAGGGCUACCAGAGAAUCAGAGGCAACAACAUCUUGCUUUAAAAUCUUACAGUCAGGCAUGAACAGAGAAGGUUGCUGUUGGCCAGCAUCAACUAUCUUUACUCACAUGGAACAGCUCAUCACCGUACAAAUAUUUAAAGCGGAAAAAUCCAGCAUACUCAUGAGGGAAGUAUUACUCUUCUUGUUUAACAGGAGCAGGGUCUGACCCUAAUUGAUCCAGUUUCAGGCCAUUGUGUAUGCUUGCACUUUAUUCUGUAGCGUGAAUAUAUGCAGAUAUAGGAUAUGACUGAUGUGUUUAUGUGUGGAUUCCUGUAGCUCCAGUCUACUCUGAGCAUUCUGCAUAAUUACAGAGUGCUGUCCACAUUAGUAGUAUGUUUCUGAUGCUUUCUGAAUAUUUGUGUGACAUCAGCAAUAGUUAAUGCAGUUGUUCUGGCAACUUACCCGCAGUAGUCCUUUCUGAGCAUUCAGCAGCCAUAGAAUUACCAGCACUAUCCCUUGGUUAACUUGCUUUCACAUCUUUAAGAUGUUAAGGUACCGAUUUAAUACUCUCCUAGGAAUAAACACUCACUUGAGAAUAACUGACUCAAUUCAGCAUCUAGAAAGAAUUAUGAGGGAAAGAUGUACAUAGACCUGGGCAAAACUUUCCUUGUAAAACUCCAAGCAUGGACAGCACAGCUUUUGCCUCACAGAUAAAAAAAUUCACGUCCUCUGGACUAUAGCUGGCUCAUGUCAAGGCUGAGCAGAGUUUACACCUGUGACUUAUAAGGUACUUUGCCUUUCAAUUUGAGCUUCAAGUUUUGUUUAAAACCUAAACCUUACUGUAAAAUUCACUGACAAAUCCUCACCUGCCAAAGAUAUAACCCCCACCUUUAAAUUCCUUGUGUUACUAGAUGUAAUCUCCAUCUGCACAUGAUACGGUAGCAUCUCAGUGUUGGUGUCUCCACUGCAGAGCUGGGCACAGCACCAGUGUGAGACCGAGUGGCAAACAAGCUAGCAAGGAGAGAGGUCCAGCUCCAUGUGCUGCCUGCACUUUGUACCUCUCCCCACAGCUUAGGCCCACGCUUAGAGUGCCUAAGCUGUUGGAAUCAAUGCAAGGUACGUACCUGGAUAUCUUUAAUACUCAGGACUCAGUCCCUGAUUCCUUCAGUCCCUACAUACAGGUUCACCAAGUUCUCAGGAAAGGGAAAGUCCUGCACAGUUCCUGAUGUCACCCUCUCUGCUGCUGUCCUCUGUACACCUUCCACUUGAAAAAUCUACAAGAACCAGCACAUAUUCCCACACAUCCCAGUGCCCCAAAAUUAGAACCUUCACUUCUGCACAGAUACAGUUUUAUCCUGUAGGAGGCUGACCACAGCAAGCCAAAGUAAUUGAUUUCUACCUAGCUCUUCUGUGUAAAAGCUUAUUCAGAAAUUGAGCACGUGGUUUGGCUAUUUUUGCCUUUAGGAAUCCAUUCUAGUAAUGCCAUUACUCAGUGAUAGAUAGUUUUUAGUUCACCAAAAAAAAGUUAAGUCCUUUCUUCCCUUGCCCUUGCUUUUGGGGGGGUGUGAUAAGUUUAUGUUUAAGGAAGCUAUUUACUCAUUACUCUGGUUGUAGUCAUUUCUGGGAAGACCUAUGUAUAGUGCUAAUUAUGGCAUAUGACAAAAUACAGUUGGGUUUUUUUCCAUUUCUGAUCAUUCUACAAUUAUUUGAAGAAAUGACGCAGUACCAUCAAUUAAAAAAAUACAGUUUUUCUUCCUUUUUAGUAUAAAAGGACCAAGUUACCAUAGCACUGAAGCACAAAUGUUGGAUUUUAUGCAAUGUAGAUAACAGCAUCUGGCAGCUAGAGAUCCCUCUUCACCAAACCUCCCUUUUUGAGUAGAGCUUCUAUAGGGAUACAAUGUAAAGGUCACUUAGCAGCCCUCACCAGCAACGCAUCUGGGACUCCAGGAUGUUGCACAGCUGCAAGGAAGAAGUCAUAGCUCCUCUUUCUGUUGUUUCCACUAAUCCCCCUCAGAACAUUUAUUUGUGACACUAACUGUAUCCUAUCAUACUAAACAAAGAGCUUUGGCCAAACAUGGGGGGCUGGCUAUUUAAAAAGAAAAAAAAAUAUAAAAGCAUGUGGCAUAAGUACACAUCAGUCUUUUCACUUAGUGCUCAGAGGUGUCCAAGCUAAUAACUAAAAGCAGAGGGAAGAAGAAAUGCCCUAAUUCUGUGGAUAUUGGUGGAGCUACACUGUAUGAUCCUGGAUUAAUGCAAUACCGAGCUCACCUGUGGGACCAGAUCCCUCAAAUCCUCUUUAUUUUUGGCAAAUUUGCAAGUUGAGGUUUGCAUAGUCUCCACUGCCACAUUGAAUCAGGGAACUGAGUUUAUGGAGGGCAUUUUCUGUUAAGAAACAUGGCAACAGCAUCUAUUUUGAUCCUUUUACCCCAACAUCCCACUUUUCAAAAGGUAGUUAUGUACUUCCAUACAUUUCAUCUAAAUACCACGGAGCACCAGGGCCCUGUUUGCUAUCCGUGCAUUCGGUUCAUCGGGGCUGCAGUGAAGUGCCAUGCUUCCACAAGCAGUGAACGGAAACGAGAGAGCUGAGCUAGUGGAGAGGCACAGGCACGCAGGUUGAAGCAAGGAACAAGUAUCACCCCCACAAGCAGGCUGUGGCUCCUCAGCCCCCAGCUCCGAAGGGGAAAGCAGGAUUUGAUACCAAAGGGAGAACAGCCAGGAAGGGCAGAGCUCUGCGGUGACAGGGUGCUGUACUGCACCCUGUUUGCUGGGGCAGAUGGGAGCAAGAGAUUGAAAAGUAUGCAAUGACAGCAGCGAGCACCUUCUUUCCAUUCCCCCCCCCCACUUCUCUCCCCUGCCCCUUUUUGUCAUUAUUUGUGAGACUGCAAGCACGCUUCCAUGGGCCCUUCAACCAGAACUGAAAACUGAAAGCAAGCCAAAGGGAGUGGACACUCUAUUUUGCCAAAGAUCUAAUCCUUUCCUGUUCAAAAACAAAAAAUCAAAUUUAUUUCCGUGACGAUGGCUGCCAUAGGAAGAAUUUUACCACAAAACAUGAUUCCCAGGACUUCAUCUCUCUAGCUGUAUAUUCAGGAGGAGCCACUAAUACUUUUUAAGAGACUGUAAUUUGCCUUGUCAAGCAAGUGCUUACAUUGGGUUUACCUUCUACUGAGUUCAUACCUAGCUGCAAUUCCCUGGUCUCAUCCACGUUUCCUCCCUCUACCUUUCUGCUGCUCUUUAGAAAAACACCUUCCCGUGUCCGCCGCGUCCUGUUGUGCUGCUAGCUUUGUUUGGUCCUUGGGUGUCCAGUGGUCAGGCAGUCACUGUCAGCUGGCUUGCAAAUUGUAUUUUGUGUAUAUUUUAUUCUGACUGAAUUCUGAAAUGGAAAUAUUUUAAAACAAAAAUUAUAAACUAUUUAUGUUGCUUGUGUUGUAGAAUAAAGAAGCAAAUGCAAAAUAAA
This is a messenger RNA of Grus americana (Whooping crane), 14182 nucleotides long. It is a transcript of the gene ARFGEF3, whose product is annotated as ARFGEF family member 3. The record is from RefSeq and is a predicted model, not a curated record. Gene Ontology annotation, molecular function: guanyl-nucleotide exchange factor activity. Gene Ontology annotation, biological process: regulation of ARF protein signal transduction. Bases 456 to 7211 code for a protein of 2251 amino acids. Lineage: Eukaryota; Metazoa; Chordata; Aves; Gruiformes; Gruidae. The transcript is spliced from 36 exons.